Pseudopipra pipra is the source of this 685-nucleotide messenger RNA. RefSeq names its product basic transcription factor 3 (gene BTF3). The coding region runs from base 153 to 641 and encodes 162 amino acids. The record is from RefSeq and is a predicted model, not a curated record. NCBI's taxonomy places the organism in Eukaryota, Metazoa, Chordata, Aves, Passeriformes, Pipridae. The transcript has 6 exons. Gene Ontology annotation, cellular component: nascent polypeptide-associated complex; cytosol.
CGCCCCCUGUCGGCCCCGGCGGCGGCGCACGCGCGGCCCGGUGCGCCGCUCCUUCCUUCCGGCCGCCAUCUCGCUGCGCCCGCGUGCGAAUCCCGGCCCCGCGCCCUGCCCGCCGCUCCUGCCCCGCUCCGGCGCCGCCUCCGCCCGCCGAGAUGAAGGAGACCAUCAUGAACCAGGAGAAGCUGGCCAAGCUGCAGGCCCAAGUGCGCAUCGGUGGCAAGGGUACUGCCCGCAGAAAGAAGAAGGUUGUUCACAGAACAGCUACAGCAGAUGACAAGAAACUUCAGUUUUCAUUGAAGAAACUAGGAGUCAAUAAUAUUUCUGGAAUUGAAGAGGUAAACAUGUUUACCAAUCAAGGAACAGUCAUUCACUUCAAUAACCCAAAAGUUCAAGCAUCUCUGGCUGCUAACACUUUCACUAUCACUGGCCAUGCUGAGACAAAGCAGCUGACAGAAAUGCUUCCUAGCAUCCUAAACCAGCUUGGAGCUGACAGUUUGACCAGCCUGAGGAGAUUGGCAGAAGCCCUACCAAAGCAAUCUGUGGAUGGAAAAGCACCUCUUGCUACUGGUGAAGAUGAUGAUGAUGAAGUUCCAGAUCUUGUUGAAAACUUCGAUGAAGCUUCGAAGAAUGAGGCAAACUGAACUAAGUGUCACUUUCUGAAUAAAACUGAAACUUGAAAAAGCUA